Lynx canadensis (Canada lynx) is the source of this 3294-nucleotide messenger RNA. RefSeq names its product ubiquitin specific peptidase 3 (gene USP3). Gene Ontology annotation, cellular component: cytoplasm. Bases 205 to 1812 code for a protein of 535 amino acids. The transcript has 16 exons. Gene Ontology annotation, molecular function: zinc ion binding; cysteine-type deubiquitinase activity. Lineage: Eukaryota; Metazoa; Chordata; Mammalia; Carnivora; Felidae. The record is from RefSeq and is a predicted model, not a curated record. Gene Ontology annotation, biological process: protein deubiquitination.
AGCGGGGCUUCUGGAGACGGCGGGUGGGAAAACCCGGCGCCCGGAAGCCUUUGCUUUCUUUGACGCAAGGGCUCGGGACGCAGCCGCCGUCGGCCGAGCGCCCGGCGAGGAGCGACCCCAGACGGAGCCUUCGCAGCCGCGCCGCCCCCCGCCCCGUCUCCCAGUCUCCGAGCCUUAGUCUUCCUCGCCGCCCUCCUCGUGGCAAUGGAGUGUCCACACCUCAGCUCAAGCGUCUGCAUCACUCCGGACUCAGCCAAGUUCCCCAACGGCUCCCCGUCGUCUUGGUGUUGCAGCGUGUGCCGGUCCAACAAAAGCCCCUGGGUCUGUUUGACUUGUUCAAGUGUCCACUGUGGAAGGUAUGUGAAUGGCCAUGCAAAAAAACAUUAUGAAGAUGCACAAGUACCCUUAGCUAAUCAUAAGAAAUCAGAAAAGCAAGAUAAACCUCAGCACACAGUGUGUAUGGAUUGCAGUAGCUACAGUACAUACUGUUAUCGCUGUGAUGAUUUUGUGGUUAAUGACACCAAGCUGGGACUGGUACAGAAAGUCAGAGAACACUUACAGAACUUGGAAAACUCCACUUUCACGGCUGACAGGCAUAGGAAAAGAAAACUUUUGGAAAAUUCAUCACUAAACACCAAGUUAUUAAAAGUAAAUGGAAGCACCACUGGCAUUUGUGCCACAGGCCUUCGGAAUUUGGGGAACACAUGUUUCAUGAAUGCCAUCCUUCAGUCACUCAGUAACAUUGAGCAGUUUUGCUGUUAUUUCAAAGAACUGCCCGCUGUGGAGUUAAGGAAUGGGAAAACAGCAGGAAGGCGAACAUACCACACCAGGAGCCAAGGGGAUAACAAUGUGUCUUUGGUCGAAGAGUUUAGAAAGACACUCUGUGCUUUAUGGCAAGGUAGCCAGACUGCAUUUAGCCCAGAGUCCUUAUUUUAUGUUGUUUGGAAGAUCAUGCCAAAUUUUAGGGGCUAUCAGCAACAGGAUGCCCAUGAAUUCAUGCGAUACCUUUUGGACCACCUGCACCUGGAACUCCAGGGCGGUUUCAAUGGCGUUUCCCGCUCAGCAAUUCUGCAGGAGAAUUCUGCUCUGUCUGGAAGUAACAAAUGUUGCAUGAAAGGGAUUUACAAGACAAACUCCCUAGAGACAGAAGGAAAAGAAAAUGGAGCAUCUACGGUUGUCACAGCUAUAUUCGGAGGUAUUCUCCAGAAUGAGGUUAACUGCCUCAUAUGUGGGACAGAAUCUAGAAAGUUUGAUCCAUUCCUAGACCUUUCAUUAGAUAUUCCAAGUCAGUUCAGAAAUAAGCGCUCUAAGAAUCAAGAAAAUGGACCAGUUUGUUCAUUACGAGAUUGUCUUCGCAGUUUUACUGACUUAGAAGAACUCGAUGAGACAGAGUUAUAUAUGUGCCACAAAUGCAAAAAGAAACAAAAAUCCACUAAAAAGUUUUGGAUUCAGAAACUACCCAAGGUACUAUGCUUACAUCUGAAACGAUUUCACUGGACUGCAUAUUUAAGAAACAAAGUUGAUACCUAUGUAGAAUUUCCAUUGAGAGGCCUAGACAUGAAAUGCUACUUACUAGAGCCUGAGAACAGUGGCCCAGAGAGCUGCCUGUAUGACCUUGCUGCUGUGGUGGUGCACCAUGGUUCUGGGGUCGGUUCUGGACAUUAUACAGCAUAUGCAACUCAUGAAGGUCGCUGGUUCCAUUUCAAUGACAGUACUGUAACGCUGACUGAUGAAGACACCGUUGUGAAGGCAAAGGCCUACAUCCUUUUUUAUGUGGAACGUCAGGCCAAAGCUGGAUCAGAUAAACUUUAAUACCUCCUUUAAAUCAUUAUUUGUCAACUAUACCGGACAAACAUUUCCAGUUUUCCGUAAAUACUUGAUCCGAGAUUUAAUUUCAUUAUGCACUUUUCAAUUUCCUAUUUUUGGUUUAGUUUUGUCAAUGGUAGUGACAUAUUAAACAUGGGCACCAACUAAUUUUUUUUUUUAGUUCUACCAGAAAACCUCAGCAGAUACUUUGAUUUGCUGCUUUAGUUGUAAUAAUUGUUUUUGUAUGUAGUUUCAAGAACUUAGUUCUAUUUGACUUUUUUUAUAUUAAUGUUUUCAAUUCUCACUUUGAGGCACAUUUACAUCAAUGCUUUGUUACUGUCACAUGCUGAAAGCAAGAUAUGUUCCUGAUUGCGAAGAGCAGAACUGCCUGCUGCCUUUCACAGCUGUAAUGGGAGAUCAGGUGGACUCGAAAUCCAGGAUCAUGUGCGCACAUCAUUUGUGGCCCACAAGAUUUCAGUGACUGUCAGUAAUCGUUCUUUUCGAUUGUAAGAGGUAACUGGGAGAGCAUCAUUAAGUAGACCAGGUGAUUGCUGCUCUUGGUAUCUCUCAAGGCUGCUGCUUAUCAGCACUGAUUAAAUAAAUUUGUUGGAUCACUUGUACCUGUACUGCAAAUUCAAGAAUUAGUCCUUUGAAGUUUUAUUUUGUUUCGGGGUUAUUUUUUGCUUGCGUGUGUUUUCAUGGAGAGAAGAGUACAGAAAAGUCCAGAUACAUUUAGUGUUUAAAAAUGUCUGUGACUCAGCUACACGGUAUAGAUACUGUCAGGUGAGGAGACCACAGCUUGUUUGCCUUUAGAACCAAACUCUAGUUCCCCCACUGUCUGUGGUGCUGGAUGGAAGGAACUACCUGUCCACUUUUGCCUUAUUUCUUGCUUGGCCAUCUCAAGUUGAGAUGCUGACCUCCAGAGCUGAUUUGACCAUCACCUACACUUCCCAGAAGGAAAUUUGAGUCUUUGCUACUUUGGGUUUUAACAACUCCCACUGGCCUAUCCUGAUAGCAGAGCAAGCUGAAAAUAUUCUCACUGUGAACAGAGUUUCUAUUCUUGAGUUUAGCAGUCUUGGUUUUAAAACUGUGUUCAAGAAACAUAGGUACAGGCUCCAUUAAGAUUUAACUCAAAUUGAAAUUUGGAACCAGAAUUCCAUCUAAGAAAGGUAUUUGUGAUUUCUGCAAGUGUUCCAGGUUAGUUUGUUGAUUUGGGGGUGGGGUGGGGGGCAGUGGCAGCACUGAUGAAGGAAUCAGAGAAAGGGACUCCCAGAGAGGGUUGCACCUUAGGACUAGGCACUGUUUUCAGGUUCAUCUCUCAUUCCAGCCUUUAUUUUCUUCUCAAGUGUCUACAAGUCACAAGGGGCAGAAUGUAUUUCAUAUUAAGCCAACCUACCAGACUUUUUGGUAAUCUUGUUUUUUUCUAUUAAAAGAAAAAACUGUCAAGUUUUAAGUGCAUGAAUGUAAAAUAAAGUCUAACAGCUGUCC